UGUUUUGUUCCCCCCCCAACCAUUCUUGAGACCCCCCCCACUCCAUCCUCCACCAUGGCCCGCAUGAACCGCCCGGCGCCUGUGGAGGUUUGCUACAAGAACAUGAGAUUCCUGAUAACCCACAACCCAACAAACGCCACUAUGAACACCUUCAUCGAGGACCUGAAGAAAUACGGCGCGACGACGGUCGUGAGGGUUUGCGAAGUUACCUAUGACAAGACUCCGCUGGAGAAAGAUGGCAUAACCGUCAUGGACUGGCCCUUUGACGACGGCGCUCCGCCACCCACCAAGAUUGUGGAUGACUGGCUCAACCUGUUGAAGACAAAGUUCUGCGAAGACCCUGGCUGCUGUGUGGCUGUCCAUUGUGUGGCUGGCCUGGGACGAGCUCCGGUUCUUGUCGCGCUGGCGCUGAUUGAGAGCGGGAUGAAAUACGAAGAUGCCAUUCAGUUUAUUAGACAGAAACGCCGCGGAGCCAUCAACAGCAAGCAGCUGACGUACCUGGAGAAGUACCGGCCCAAACAGAGGCUGCGCUUCAAGGACCCUCAGAACCACAAGAACAAAUGCUGCAUCAUGUAACCUCAGUAAUAGCCUCUUGCCAAAACACACA
Lacerta agilis (Sand lizard) is the source of this 607-nucleotide messenger RNA. RefSeq names its product protein tyrosine phosphatase 4A3 (gene PTP4A3). The transcript is spliced from 5 exons. The coding region runs from base 55 to 576 and encodes 173 amino acids. NCBI's taxonomy places the organism in Eukaryota, Metazoa, Chordata, Lepidosauria, Squamata, Lacertidae. Gene Ontology annotation, biological process: endothelial cell migration; protein dephosphorylation. The record is from RefSeq and is a predicted model, not a curated record. Gene Ontology annotation, molecular function: protein tyrosine/serine/threonine phosphatase activity. Gene Ontology annotation, cellular component: nucleus.